Camellia sinensis is the source of this 2007-nucleotide messenger RNA. NCBI's taxonomy places the organism in Eukaryota, Viridiplantae, Streptophyta, Magnoliopsida, Ericales, Theaceae. The record is from RefSeq and is a predicted model, not a curated record.
UGUACAGUUACAAAGAUGUCCAGAAACGGUAAAUCAUUUCUUAAGCCCGGCGGCUUAGUCCAGAAGAUGACGAAAUAUGAGAAGGAUAGGAAAAAAACAAUCCAGAAAAAUAAAAUCAGAUUUGAUGCUCUAGGGAUAAAGUCCCUCAAGAAUUCAAUGUUUGGUUCUAUUGAAAAGGACAAUAGUGAAAGUUGUAGGGUGGGAAAGAGAAAGGUGGGCGAAACUGAUAAUGACGAGGACUAUCAACCACUUGAUGAUGAUGAAGGACUGAGUUCUUCAAGUGAUAAUGGCGAGCCUUUUGAUUCUCAAGUGAUUAAGGAUAUUCAUAUGGGUCCCGGUAGGAAAACAAAUAGGUGUGCAGCUCGCCUAAUAGCUUCACAAAUACCUAGGGAAAAGAGAACUACUGUUGAUGAAGAUACACUUACUCUUCCGAGACGACCUGUAACUGCACAAGUUAAUCAUUCAGAGAGCACACCUGAGGUCUCGACCCAACCUAUCCAUCUUCCCGCCUUACAUACUAGGCCCGAUCAGCUCCCUACCUCCGCCACUCAACCUAACCACCUUUCAAGUCCAUGUAUUGUGACUAACAGUGGAGCAUCAAUUCCAGUUUUGGGCAAGAAACGUGUACGAGGACCGACCCGAGGAAAGAAUGUGGAGAAGAUUAGAAAGGAACGUGGUGAUCGAAUACCCGUUACACUUAACCGUUUGACCAAAGCAAUAGAAGGGGAAUACGCCACACCGCUAGCAGCUGCUCUUGGUCAACAAAUUCGAGUUCAUGCCCCAGUUCGAAAUGAUGGAUGGCUAGAAAUUGCCUUUGGGUUAAGAGAGUCCAUUGUUACAAGAGUUGGGCAAACUUUUGACUUUGGGGACUACAAUAAUGAUGUGGAUGUGAGAUGUAUUAUUGAUCAUAAGUGCCAAACUUUGUACAGUGAAUGGAAAAGUAGAUUACACACACACUACAAAUCCCUUAAAGAAAACAAUGUAUCUGACCUCAAAAGUCAGAUACUAUAUCCUUGUACAAAGGAUGAUUGGGAAUGGAUGAUUGACAAUUUGUGGGAAACUGAUGAUUGGAAGGUAAAGUCAGAGAAUGCGAUGAAAGCGAGAGGUUGUGUGAAGUAUAAUCAUACGAGUGGCUCGAGAUCAUUUGCAUCGCGAGCAUCUAUCAUUGUACAAGGAAGCAAACCGACUAUUACGAAACUAUUCGAGGACACCCACAAACGUCACCGACAUGGGGGAGUGUGGAUAAAUAACACAGCUGAGGAACAUCAUGCCACUAUGGUUUCAAAGAUCGCUGAGCAAUCUCAACCUAGUGUCACACAUCCAUUGUCUGAGGAGCAGAUUUCUAGAGAAGUACUUGGGAAGAGGUCGGUCUUCUUGAAGGGAUACGGGAUCCGCAAGGACAGUACUUCAUCUUCUACACAUUUUGAGGCUCCUAACUCCGAGGUGAUUGUUCUUCAACAGCAGUUAGUUGACCAGCGACAACAAUUAGCUGACCAAGGAAAGCAGUUAGUUGACCAGGCUCAAAGCAUGAGUACAAUGCAAACUAUCAUUCAAAUGUUGGCAGCAAAAAAUGGAAUAGAUCUAGCAAACAUUCUGGGGUUAGUUCCAAGCAACAAUGCUGGUGAGGAUGCAUCGGGUGAUUAUGUUUGUUCACGUUAUUAUGACUUUGACAAUUCACAUGGUGCUGUUGAAUCUGUAUCUGUUGGUGAAAUCAGAGUCAGCUUACGGCAGUCAUUGGUUAAACUUGGGGUUGGUUUUAUUUCUAAGGACCUGAAACUGCAGCUUACAGUUUACAAUUACAAUGGAGGUCCAUGUUAUCGGUGCCUAUUUCCAACUCCACCUCCUACGACAGCAUGUCAAAGAUUUUCUGAUAGUGGUGUUCUGGGAAUUGAUGGGUUGGUUGGGAGGAGGAAGUAUAAGGAGGCUGCGGAACUUGCUGCAGAGUCACCGCAGGGAAUUCUGCGCACUUCUGACACUGUUGCUAAAUUUCAGGUUUUAUUAACAUGA